Mizuhopecten yessoensis (Yesso scallop) is the source of this 547-nucleotide messenger RNA. Its product is annotated as bifunctional glutamate/proline--tRNA ligase-like. Lineage: Eukaryota; Metazoa; Mollusca; Bivalvia; Pectinida; Pectinidae. Gene Ontology annotation, molecular function: aminoacyl-tRNA ligase activity; ATP binding. Gene Ontology annotation, biological process: tRNA aminoacylation for protein translation. The record is from RefSeq and is a predicted model, not a curated record. Bases 45 to 485 code for a protein of 146 amino acids. The transcript is spliced from 3 exons.
CUAUACUGGAAAGUGUAGCCCGUGUGUACUACUGAACAUCCCAGAUGGCCACCAGAAGGAGAUGCCAACAGCUGGCUCCAGACACAAACAGGAGGCCAGUGCCAAGGAGAAAGCACAGAGCAAGAAAGGAAGGUCUGCUGAAAAAUCUCCACAUGAAAACUCUGUCCGUCCCAGGAGGCAGCUCAGCUGACCUUGACACUAAGAUUUGUGCCCAAGGUGAACAGGUCAGGAAGCUGAAGACAGAGAAGGCUCCAAAGGACCGGAUAGAGCCCGAAGUAAAGAUCCUGUUGGCACUAAAGGCCGAGUAUAAGUCUGCCACUGGCAAGGGUUGGAAACCAGAUGCCAAGCCAGCCCCAGUGACUGCUGCUCCGGCGACUACAGGAGACGGUGACCUAUACGACAAGGUCGCAGCACAGGGCACCAGAGUCAGAGAUCUUAAAUCCCAGAAGGCAAAGAAGGAAUCAGAUGUUUCAUUUAUAGCAUGAAAAAACCCUUUACAGUCUGUAUUUAUUACAGUCGACCAUCUGUAUUAAAUGACCAUCUGUUU